CUGCUUGUCUGCAGGAGGUGACACUACUCUUCAGUAGACUUGGCCCUAUGUGUCGGGACGUGUUGGUCUAUAUUAAACACAGGGGUAUUUGACUGACCCUUAGCCUCCACUUGCUCGUCCCUCUACAUUGAUACAGAAGUCAUAAAUACUCCUGCUCCCUUCACAAUUCGCUCCAUUACUAGCGUCCUUCGUCAACUAGGCCUUUUGAUCGAGCUAUUUGCCCUUGCUUUCACUCAGGCUAUCUUCGAUUCUGAUUUUCUUGUUAAUGGCAUGUUAAUUCAAUACCUACUUCCGACAACGACUUGGCAAAUAUGGAACCUACGACUAUUCAACAGAGGGGAAACCUAGGAUCUUCACUCCCAUUCCGUACACUAAAGCCUCAUUCAUCUCAACUGAAUAUUGGCCGAUUCCCAAACACACGUUACGAGAAUGUGGACAACACAAUCCGCGUAACGGAUUUCUCAGAAGCGCCUUUUUCUCCCAUAAGUGAAAGGUCUAGUUCUUUCUCCCAAGCUUCGACCGCGGAAACCUGGGACUUAGCAUCAACCGAGCCAUCUUCCCCUCGGUCUCCAAGGACGAAGCACGAAUUUGAUGACAUCCCUCGGCUUGGAUCCAUAUCUCCCCACGCAGAGGUCCUUAAGCGGAAAUGCGAUAGCGCGGAUGAGGGUAGUAAGAGAAUCAAACUACAACCCCUGCAUCUACCGAGCGUUUCGCGCCUUCAUCUACUCCCACCACGCGACAACAAGAGCCGUCGCUUCAUCCAACCGCAUUAUGUCAAGAGAGCUUUGCAAACUCCUAACUCUAGCCCUGAACCCAGGAAUGAGUAUACUCUUUCGGAAAAGGCAUCGGAUCCUAUAAUCCAAUGGCUCAACGUCAGGAGACGAGAAUCCAGCGAUACAAAGCAGCCCCUCUCGGAACCACGAGGGCUAGUAGAUAUUUCCCUCAAUAUUAACUUGGACGUUGACGAGACACCACCGCCGUGUUUCUAUCGCGAGAAACAGAAAUAUACCUCACAGUCCCGACAACAGCAACAACAACAGCAACCCACACCACUCUUGGGAGAAAAAGGAAAGGCCAAAAGGAAGAGAAAAGGAAACCAAACUAAAUCAUCGCAUAACAAUAUCAAGUACACGGCAGAGGAAGGUGAUUUUAUCCGCUACAACAAGUACGAGAUGAAAUACUCGUGGGCCGACAACCAGAAACUGUUCGUGGAGACGUUUCCUAUGCGCGACCCAGAGAAGGAUCGACGCACCCAGGGCGUUCAAGGCGUCCACUAUCGUGACAACCAACACGUACCCGUUCUUGUAGAUGGAGGACGACGGCUUGUGUUUAACGAAUAUGGACACGUAAAGGCACGAGUCGCGCAAGUUAGACAACAGCGUGACGACAAACCGUACUUCAGCCUUGUAUACUUAUACCCUGAACGAGCCUUGAAUUAUCCUUGGGUGGCAGACAAAUUCAAGAAGAUGGCUGCCGAAUUAGUUAAGGAACGUAUCCCACAAAGGGAAGCCGCCAAACGUGAUGCUAUUGCGCGAGGCGUCUGGAAAGAAAAACUUGGUAAUGGCGAGUGUGCAUGCUGCCAUAAGCCAGACCGAGAGAGGGAUAAUCACAAGCGCUACGUCCCCGGACGAGACGAAAGCUCUUUUGUUAUGCCAACGCCCCUGAAAAACGAGGUCGAACCCGAUUCGAACACGACGUUCAACUCGAAUCCUCUACAAAAUCGCAGGCAUACAUUAUACAUGCUUCAAAACGAGCUUACUCAAAUAACGACUGAGAAUGAACGACGAUUACUUCAAGCGAGAAACAGCAUGUCGAAAUAAAAUCUGACGUGAUAUGUUUAUUCUAUACCCUUCAACAUAUUGCAUUACUUUACUUCGACUACUCAAAUAUACUUUUACCUGUACCUAUUUACACCUACCUAUCUAUCAACGAGUAUAGUCUAUAUCAACUCCACUAUACAUCUAUACCACACUAUAAAAUCGACCAUUUUUUACUACAUAUACAACCAAUAACGCGACGGACGAAAUCUAGUUAGCAUACACGAUACAACGGAGGACGACUAACACAACGAAACAGC
Molecule: messenger RNA, 2077 nt
Organism: Hypoxylon trugodes
Lineage: Eukaryota; Fungi; Ascomycota; Sordariomycetes; Xylariales; Hypoxylaceae
Exons: 2
Coding region: 312-1820 (502 amino acids)
Source: RefSeq, a predicted model, not a curated record